Messenger RNA from Meleagris gallopavo (turkey), 5275 nucleotides. RefSeq names its product activity regulated cytoskeleton associated protein (gene ARC). Gene Ontology annotation, molecular function: mRNA binding. The record is from RefSeq and is a predicted model, not a curated record. Lineage: Eukaryota; Metazoa; Chordata; Aves; Galliformes; Phasianidae. Gene Ontology annotation, cellular component: actin cytoskeleton; plasma membrane; cytoplasm. Gene Ontology annotation, biological process: positive regulation of AMPA receptor activity; regulation of long-term synaptic potentiation; regulation of neuronal synaptic plasticity.
AGUGGCAGUUCAGACAGGGAAGAGAAGCAGAGCUCUUUGCAUCUAUACCGAAAGCAAUUUUGUCUCGACAAAUUUAUCGGAGAAGAAAUCAUCAGGAUUUUUUUUUUCUUUUUUUUUUUUUGCAGCACUAACAGCUUCCAGCUUCUGUGAGCAUUGCUGUGUGUUUCAACGAGCGGGGACUGCGCGCUGUUUGAGAUUCUCAGCUACGGACAAGCAGGUAGUGGGCACGCGUUUGGGGUCAGACAUCUUAGCCAACUCCUCUCCUUGUGCUCCUGAAGGAUCCUCGCUCUCUCUGGGACACUCUGAGCACGUGAGACCGGCAUUUCCAGGAGGAGAAAUUUGUCUCCAACUCUCUCUGCGAUCCACGGGGACUGAACAGCUCGCUCUGCGGUGAUAUCUGAUUUGGUUGUGUUUGUGUCUAAAAGUCCUUUGAGGGGGGUUUAGAAGUCUCUGUGUGUUGUUUGGGAAGUGCUGUGUUGAGGUUUUUAGGAGCAGGCUCUAGGGCCAAGGCAUAUAAUCCAGUUCUGUCUGUGUUCCAUACUCAUACAGCAGGAGCCAUGCAGCUGGACAAUGUCACCAAUGCUGGCAUCCACUCCUUCCAGGGGCACCGUGGAGUGGCUAACAAGCCCAAUGUGAUCCUGCAGAUUGGGAAAUGCAGGGCAGAAAUGUUGGAGCAUGUCAGGAGAACCCACCGGCAUCUCCUGUCUGAAGUCUCCAAGCAGGUAGAGCGUGAGCUGAAAGGUUUGCAGAAAUCAGUGGGGAAGUUAGAGAAUAACUUAGAGGACCAUGUGCCAACUGAUAAUCAGAGAUGGAAGAAGUCCAUCAAGGCCUGCCUGGCUAGGUGUCAGGAGACCAUUGCUCAUCUGGAGAGGUGGGUCAAGAGAGAGAUGAAUGUUUGGAAGGAGGUCUUUUUCCGUCUGGAGAAGUGGGCGGACCGUCUGGAGUCCAUGGGAGGCAAAUAUUGUCCUGGGGAGCACGGCAAACAGACCGUGUCUGUUGGGGUGGGAGGCCCAGAGAUAAGGCCAAGUGAAGGGGAGAUAUAUGAUUAUGCCCUUGAUAUGAGCCAGAUGUAUGCACUGACCCCUGGUCCUGGGGAGGUGCCCAGCAUCCCUCAGGCCCAUGAUUCCUACCAGUGGGUGUCUGUGUCAGAGGAUGCUCCAGCAUCCCCAGUGGAGACUCAGAUCUUUGAGGAUCCCCAUGAGUUCCUGAGCCACUUGGAGGAGUACUUAAAGCAGGUGGGUGGGACAGAGGAGUACUGGCUGUCUCAGAUCCAAAACCAUAUGAACGGUCCAGCUAAAAAGUGGUGGGAGUACAAGCAGGACUCUGUCAAGAACUGGGUUGAGUUCAAGAAAGAGUUCCUGCAGUACAGUGAGGGGACUCUGACAAGGGAUGCUAUCAAAAGGGAGCUGGAUCUACCCCAGAAAGAGGGAGAGCCCCUGGACCAGUUCCUCUGGCGCAAGAGAGACCUGUAUCAGACCCUCUAUGUUGAUGCAGAUGAGGAGGAAAUUAUUCAGUAUGUGGUAGGAACCCUCCAGCCCAAACUGAAGCGCUUCUUGAGCUACCCCUUGCCCAAGACCUUAGAACAGCUGAUUCAAAGAGGGAAGGAAGUCCAAGGCAACAUGGACCACUCAGAAGAGCCCAGCCCUCAGAGGACCCCCGAGAUUCAGUCUGGGGACUCUGUAGAGAGCAUGCCUCCCUCCACCACUGCCAGUCCUGUGCCAAGCAAUGGGACACAACCUGAACCUCCUAGCCCACCAGCUACUGUCAUAUGAGCUAGCUGGAUGGAGACGGCAAUCUGGGUUACAUGAAAGGGAGAAAAGGGCAUAUUUAGGAAGCUUCUGCUCAAAGAGAGGUUCCAGCUGAGACAUGACAUGAGGUGUGCUCAGUCCAACAGCCCAUAGCAAAGGAAUUAACUUUGCUUGUGGGGGGAGGGUGGUGAAGGGGGAGAGGCGCCUUAGGAUGUGGUUGCCCACCUCACAUGAGCCACACAAUCCAGUGGUGCUGGAGAUGCUACUUGCACCACUGCAGGGAAUGGACUAUUUUAUAAGACCCAUGACAAGAAACUAGAGACAAUUCCCCAAAUUCAGAAGCAGUUGCUUGGCACUGGCGGCUUUCAAGGACUUCAUAUGAGUGCAGCUAUUGGCUGAGGGUUCCUACCCAUCUGGAUCUCUUCUCCUUCUCCCCUCCCUCUUCUGAAGAGGUGUCCUUCUUCUGAGAGGACAUCCUUCUUUUGACCCUUGCCCAUUUCUAUUCUACCACUGGGCUUCUGUGUACUUGACAGUCUCCUAUUCUAUCUUGAUCUAAAGGACUAAAUUUUUUUUUAUUAUUUUUUUAUUUAAGAAGAAAUGCUAUGACUUCAUGAAAAGAAAACUUUAUGAAUUUGGAUAAUUUUUAGUGGUUUUAAUUUUACUGCGCCUAACACCUGCUUUAAUGCUUUUGCUCCCAAGAGGACAGUUUAUUCCUUAUCUUAGUUUCUGUUCACUCAAAUCAAGGUCACUGCAGUGCAGAAGCAAAUUUUACCCUUUCUCUGCACAUUAUACUGUGCAUUCAGCAGUAAAUAGAGUUUCAGAUUAAAUUCUGAGUUCAUUUAUUGAAAGGAAAAUGUGUCUUCCUUCAGAGAAGGGAGAGUGUCAAGAUGGAGAGAGAAAACACUAGAGAGAUUUUAGCAGAUGGGGGAGGAGGAGUGGGGAGGAGGGGUUUAAGGGAAAUAAAUCUUUAUAUUUUGAAUGAAACAAACAAACACAUCCUAAAUCCAGAGCAAAAUAUCCCCAGAGCAGCAAAUCAUGUCCAUGCUGAUGAGUGGAAACAACACUCCUGGAGACAGAAACUUCUGCCAUAUAAAAGCAAAGCUAAGUGAAAAGAGGAGCUGUAUGUCCCAGCACAGGCUCAACCUGUGCAUCGUAAAGAAGAACUUCUGCUUUAACAGACAGACUCAAAAUACUCUUGGAAAGUCUGGCACCUCUGUCCUGGAGCACCUGAGGACAAAGCACUGUCUGCUCACACAGAACUACUAUAGCAGUCCGUGUGCAUGGAUGGAAGCAGGCUUGCACUUGGUGACAUUUUCCAUGUUGAGACAGCAAUGCUCAGUCUUCACCUCACUUUGACCGAUGGCUGAUGAUGGGAGUUAGAGAUGAAAUUGCUGUGAGAAUUAUUUGGCUCUUUGAAGCUUCUCAAGGCUGGACACAUCUUGAGCAUCAUCUGCAUUCAUCACCAGACCAAAUAAGAAACAUCUCUGCAAGGAGAUACAGCAGUGAUGCAGCAACAGGAGUGCCCCUGGGAUGUUCCUGGCACUGCAACAGUAGCAAUAGUGGCUUGGAAGACCUUUGGCUUGCUUCCUUCCAAGAGGCUAAAGUGACUCACUCAGAUCCUCCUCUGAGAAAAAAUCACAAUGCUCAAGACUCGGAAGGAAAGCCAAAGGGAAAAGACUUCAAAACCAGUGAUUCAACAUGGGACCUGCUGCCAGGAUCCCCAGCCACCCAGUGCCAGAUCCACUGUCUGAAUGAAAGCCUGGCACAGAGAUUCCUGCUGCACUUGUUACUGAAUUUCCUUCUCUGUGCCCAAGAGUCAUGUCUUCCCAGGUGAUAAGCAAGCACUGCUAGAAGACAGGGCAAAGUGAGCACCAAAGAGCCUCUCAUGCAGUGCAAUGCCAUACUCAAGAUGCUGAGAGCCUUGAGUGAAAGGUGGAGCCACUUCCAACAGGAUGAAGAAGAAGCUGAGCUGGUCCAGCUAGUCCAAGUGAAGAAGAGAGUGUUAAGAAAGAGAAACCAAGGGGCAGAACAAAAGAGCCAAAUCUGGGCUUUGAGGACAGCAAGGAUGCUGCGCUUGUAGUGACUGUCUGUUGAUAUGAUACCAUACCUCUGCCAUCUGCGGCCACUGAGAAAUCUUCACUGGAUUAUCAGUUAGAAAAAAACUUUCCUGAUUAACUUUGCCAAAUGAAUGAUCCUACAAAGGCUACGAACCCUCCAUGCUCUCAAGGCUGUAACUCAUUUUUCCUGAGUUGAGGGUCGCUUCAUUUCAUGCGGGUAUCAGUUUUCAAACCUCAAACAGCUCUAGGGGUUCGGAGAAGCAUCCUGGGGUACAGGUGCUUGUCUGAACUGCUUGAGUUUGCACAACAGGGCCAGCUGUCUUGCCAAAAGGGACGCUCUUGUGAGACAGCAGGCACUUCCUGGAUCUGCAUGGGCCAGAGUUACUGCAAGAACCAGGGUUCUUGAGUUGGCUUUGGUAUGGCUGCUUCCAUCCAGACCCAGGAAGUGCAAAAGGUGCAUGAAAGACAGUAUGUGAAUUGAACCAAGCCUUUUUGCAAGACAGUUUUGGUUCACAUCUCAUUUGAAAGGAUAGUUGGUUCCUCUCUCUUCCAGAGCCAACUGUCCUGGGUAUGUGUGUGUGCGUGUCAGUGCGAGUGUGUGUGUUUUGAGCCAACAAAUCUACUUAACCAAAUUCUGAGUUGUUCUGUUGUGUUUAAACUAAGCCAAUUGAACUUAAUGUGCAUUCCAACAUUGCUCAACAGAAAUGUCCAGGACUAGAAAAUUAUGUGAAAACAUGUGUAAGUCAAGUUGGUAGGCAUCAUCCCAAGGUCAGUAUGAAGUUUGAUUUUGAGGUGCUUAAUUUCUACAGUCCUUCUCAAGGGACCUAACUGCCUCAAUAAGCAUUUUCUAUAUCCAUAGACUUUCCAAUGAAUUAGCCUGCCCGUGCUACUUGAUUUGGUCCUGAGCUUUAUACAUUUUGAACUGACUUUGUGGAAUGUGCACAAGUAAAUAUCCUUGGCUGAUUUUAUUUCAGUUAUUGCUCCUAGCUGACUGGAGCUUUACUUGUAGCACCCUGGUUUAUAUUACCAGUUUCUCCAGGAAGGACUGGUAGUUUGUUUUGCUGGGGCAAAGUCAUGUGAAUGAAGAAGUGUGUAUGUGUUGUGCCUGUGAAACUUUAGCGAAUUUCAAUUACUGGAUUUUUGUUCCUUAGGCAAUUUUACAUUUGAUUCUGACAAAACUACCUUAGAGUUUUUAUUUUUACUAGAAAUAUUAUUAAUUCAAACAACCUUGUACAAAAGGCAAACACACUGAAUCACUGCAGGUUAUAGGGGUUGAAGCCAAAGGUCUUUGUAAGCCGACAUCACUUGCCCUAGAUCUGACUGUAUCAGACAGCAUAUUCCUCACAUGUUAUGUUGGAGUUACAAGAUCACACCAAGCCACUAGAACCUGUCAAUAGAAUAGUGCUACACUUUAUUUGCUAUUGUAGCAAAGCCUUUUGUAGAUUUAUACAAUAAAACUUUGAAAUAUCU